GUGUAUGAUUGCCAAACACCUUUCUUAUCCAUUAACCUGGUCAAAACAGGUGCCGGCAAUCACAAAUUAAGAAAAAAGUCCAGAAGCAGAGCCAGUGGCGGUGCAGGAACCAGUGAGGAAGUGGGCCACUGAAAAGACAGCGGCAGCUAUCAAUUAACUUAAUUCGGAGGUGUCACAGAAUGGGAGGAGAGGUGCCCCCCUUUAGAGCAGGAGCCCGGCGGCAGAUGACUCCAUUGCCUCCCAGAGUUACGCCUCUGAGCAGAACAUCGUGUCUCUCCUGAAGAGGGUCAUGUUGGGAGAACGUCGGAGGAUACAACAGGACCGAGCCCGGCGACAUGGCUUUACAGCCAUACCAGGCACAAGCCCAGCAACCAUGACAGACCUCCAGGCAGACCAGGGCCCAUCAAGCCCUCCGGCUUCCACCUCCUCCACCACCACCACCCGGCCAGUGGACGUACAUGUAGCCAAAUCCUCAAUAAGCCUCCAGUCGCACCUGGGCCGACUGCGCCCUCUGGCUGCCUCCACCACCACUCCACAUUCAAGCAUUCCUGGACCCUCAAUAAUGAGAGUCCUCCAGGCUUACCUGGACCUACUAGGUCCUCUGAUGACCACCACCACCACCCCACCAUCCGGCAUUCCUGGACCCUCAAUAAGCCUCCAGGCUGACCAGGGCCCACUGCACCCUCCGGCUCCCACCUCCACCUCCACCACCACCACCGCCACCACCACCACCACCGCCCAACCAGGACCAGAACAGAGGGCAAUCUUUCGAGGGAGCAAGUCCGGCAAUUGCUUCUGAUCCUGUGGGCGGUGGUGAACAGAAUCUUUCAGCUUAUUUUACAGCACAUUUAAUUUUUGUUGAUUUCUUUCAUGGUUUUUUUUUUUUUAUUAA
Molecule: messenger RNA, 892 nt
Organism: Pseudophryne corroboree (corroboree frog)
Lineage: Eukaryota; Metazoa; Chordata; Amphibia; Anura; Myobatrachidae
Product: probable serine/threonine-protein kinase dyrk2
Exons: 8
Coding region: 290-799 (169 amino acids)
Source: RefSeq, a predicted model, not a curated record